AUGACGCAGAUUGACGUUAAGGACAAUGUGGACAUAAUGACUCCAUUCCUAAUUUUUCUUGGAGUCGGAUUUUUGUUUGGCCUCAUCCUUCUCUACAUACACGUAAAAGUUGUCAAAUCCAUGACCGCUGAAAGGCUUUCACAUAUUCCGAAAGCUAAGAAAGUGAAAGAAAAGAAAAAGAAGAAGAAGAAGAGAAAGUAG
Molecule: messenger RNA, 201 nt
Organism: Necator americanus (New World hookworm)
Lineage: Eukaryota; Metazoa; Nematoda; Chromadorea; Rhabditida; Ancylostomatidae
Exons: 3
Coding region: 1-201 (66 amino acids)
Source: RefSeq, a predicted model, not a curated record